GGCGCUGCGGAGGGUCAAAUCUCGCGAGCUGAUGUGUGCGGAAGUACCGUUGAUUCAGAUACAAACAGCUGGAGCCGCUUCGUGUCAGGAUCCCACAAGCGAAUCAUAAAGAGGGAUUAACAGAGAUGGACGGCAAUUUAACGCUGCAUUUGGCGAACUUCAGCACUCUGUUUGUGUGCAUGGUGCUGAAGUUCCCGCAGAUCUUCGUGCUGAUGCGGGCCAGAGCGACCACUGGAGUCAGUCUAAACAGUUUGCUGCUCGAACUGCUCGGGUUUAUAGUGUUCAUGUCCUAUCAGAUGUAUUACGAUUACCCACCGCUCACAUACCUGGAGUAUCCCAUCCUCAUUGCACAAGAUGUCAUUGUGCUCCUGUUAAUCCUACACUACAACAGGAACCUGAAACACAGCCUCAUAUACGCAGCACUGUUUGUGGGUGGAUGGCAGCUGCUUACAGUACAGAAGUGGGUGAUUGAUCUGGCCAUGAGCUUGUGCACUUUCAUUAGUGCCGGCAGUAAGCUGGCACAGCUUCAGUGUCUCUGGCACUCAAAGGACUCUGGGCAGGUCAGCACUCUCACCUGGGCUCUGGCCACGUAUACAUGCCUGGCACGGAUCUUCACUACCGUCAUCACCACAGGAGACACUCAAGUUCUCAUUCGGUUUAUCGUCAUGUCCAUUCUGAACAUGUGGGUCACAGCUACAGUCAUCUACUACAAACCUAAAGCGCUGAAACGGGAUUAAGAGGAUGCUACUUUUUGCAUCCAGUGCAUCUCAAAGUAUUUUUUUUUGAAGAACUAAACUAGAUUCAGGGCAGGUGCUAUUUGGAUGUAGCACAUUCUAUAUUGCAAUUUAAACAAUUAAAGAUUUACUGACUUUGGUUAAGCGUGUACAACCAAAAAUCUUUUCCCGUUUCCAAAAGGUUUCCUGUUUGAUUUAGUUACAGUGCUUGCAAGGCACUUUUUAUUGAAAUGUUAAAUCUUAGGGGUUUUUUUUAUAAAGUAUUUUAUUCAAAAUGCAACAGUGAUGACAUAAUAUUUGCAUUUUGAAUCACAAUUUUCCUUGCAUCUAUCAGAUCAUUUUUAGCUGCUGUUACUAUGAUUCUCAUGUUCACGUUAAAGUUAAAAUUUUCCACACUUUUAUUUUGCUGCUUUGCAAGCACUGGUAUUUUCUUCUGAAUAUGCAAAUCUAAUGUUUUUGGCAUAUGGGACAGAUUUUUUUUUUCAGUAUAAUUGCUUUAAAUCUCAUAUUUCCAUGAGAGAAAACAGAUAUGAAUGUUGUAGACUCACACAUGAUUUGAUAUCAGACUGCAUUUUAUAUAAAAAGCAUUUAUCAGAAGUCUGACCAAAUAGUGUUAUGAAACAAUAUGAACAUUCCUGUCCUUCACUGAUUGCAACUCUUCCUUAUAAUUCCUGGUAGGUUUCUUGCCUGUAGUUCCCUGCAUUUGUACAUCAGAUAUACUGUUAAUGAUGUUUUAUAAGUUGUAAUACUGUAAGAAGUUUAGUAACUGUCUUUUUCUUCUCAGAAAGGAAUCUAUUUUUUGACCAAUUUUCUGCUAAAGAACUGUUAAAACUGGUUAGUUAUGUUGCUGAAAAGCAACCUGUAUACUGUAGUUCAUAAAGGGGUGAUGUUUACAUAUGCUGAAAUAUGCAAAAAUGUUUUUUAGAGGUACAUGUAACUGUAUUAUGCUGAUAUAAUGAACACAUGGUUAUCAUUAAUAAACCAUAGGACUUUUGACCUCCAAAUGUUCUAGUGCAAGAUUUUUAUUACUUAGAAAAUGAAGAUUUGAAAUGAAAUAUCAGGAUUAAAGCACAACUAAUGUCUCUUUUGUAAGUACUUUAAUAGAUCUGUUCUUUUGUAUUUUAUAAAUCAAUAAACAUUCCU
Molecule: messenger RNA, 1877 nt
Organism: Labeo rohita (rohu)
Lineage: Eukaryota; Metazoa; Chordata; Actinopteri; Cypriniformes; Cyprinidae
Gene: slc66a3
Product: solute carrier family 66 member 3
Exons: 7
Coding region: 126-737 (203 amino acids)
Source: RefSeq, a predicted model, not a curated record